Messenger RNA from Anguilla anguilla (European eel), 6466 nucleotides. RefSeq names its product PDZ domain containing 8 (gene pdzd8). Lineage: Eukaryota; Metazoa; Chordata; Actinopteri; Anguilliformes; Anguillidae. Gene Ontology annotation, molecular function: protein binding; lipid binding. Gene Ontology annotation, cellular component: mitochondria-associated endoplasmic reticulum membrane contact site. Gene Ontology annotation, biological process: mitochondrial calcium ion homeostasis. The record is from RefSeq and is a predicted model, not a curated record. The transcript is spliced from 5 exons. The coding region runs from base 137 to 3658 and encodes 1173 amino acids.
AGAAGCCCAGGAAAGAGGCAGAUGAUAUGGCAGCUUUGUGAUCGACCAGGUGGAACUUGCCUUUGUUAAUACGGUUAAACCGUUAAAAAUGAUAACAUUUUAACGCGAAGACGGUAAGAUAGCAAGCCGUUUUAAGAUGAUUUACUUGAUAUUUAUUUCCGCUUUUUCCGGGGCGCUCAUCACUCUGCUAUUACAGCUCUUACUGUUGUAUCGAAGAAGCCCCGAGCCUAUAGCUAGGACAGUGCAAUAUGUCAAAGCAGUGCCUGAGCCCGCAUUGAAGGAUUACUUUAAUAACCAACAUGCCGAAUCAGGACAACAACAGCCAGACAACACGGCAUCUGCAACAACAUCCAAACAGCAAGAGACCAUCUCUCCUAGGCAACAGGAAGCGACUGUCCCCGGCAGUAGCCCUAAACAACAGCCGCCGCCUUCUCAAAACGAGCCACUCCACACCUCUCAGCCGGAGACGUGCAAUUUUCUAAAUGCAAUAUUUUUGUUCCUAUUUCGAGAACUCCGGGACACUCCGGUGGUCAGACACUGGGUGACCAAAAAGAUCAAGGUGGAAUUCGAGGAGCUGCUGCAAACCAAGACGGCUGGCCGGCUGUUGGAGGGACUCAGUCUCCGGGAUAUAUCUCUGGGUAAUUCGUUGCCUGUGUUCAAAACCGCAAAACUUAUGAAGCCAGUGGCGUGCAAUGAGGAUGGCAUGCCCGAUGAGCUCAAUUUUGAAGUGGACUUGGAGUACAAUGGUGGGUUUCACCUGGCGAUUGACGUCGACCUGGUCUUCGGUAAAUCCGCCUACCUUUUUGUGAAGAUGACCCGGGUCAUAGGACGGCUGAAGCUGCAGUUUACCCGCACGCCUUUCACGCACUGGUCAUUCUCCUUCUUAGAAGAUCCAUUGAUAGACUUCGAAGUGAAGUCCCAGUUCGAGGGUAGACCGUUGCCCCAACUCACAUCCAUCAUUGUAAACCAACUGAAGCGCGUAAUUAAGAAGAAACACACUUUGCCUAAUUACAAAAUCAGAUACAAACCGUUCUUCCCCUUCCAAGUGCAGCCGCCGGUGGCCACGACCUGCGACCUGGACCUCUCCAUCCAGGACACGCGAUUGGUGGAGGGCCGCCUGCGAGUCACCCUGGUGGAAUGUAGCAGGCUGUUCAUCCUGGGCUCGUACGAGCGGGAGACCUACGUCCACUGCACCCUGGAGCUCAGCGCGCAGGAGUGGCGGGAGAAAACCCGCAGCUCCAUCAAGACGACGGAGGUGAUCAAAGGCACCGCCCAGAGUUUCGGCAUGACGUUCCGGCACGUCCCGGCCAGCGAGGGGGACGCCGUGCACGUCAGCAUCGAGACGGUCACCCAGAACUCGCCCGCUGCCCUGGCCGACCUGCAGAAGGGCGAUCGACUCAUCGCCAUCGGGGGGGUGAAAGUGACGUCUUCUGUGCAAGUGCCGAAGCUCCUGAAGCAGGCCGGGGACAAGGUUGUGGUGCUGUACGAAAGGCCGGUCCGUCACCAGAUCCCCGCCUCGGGAACCCUCCAGGAAGCGUUCGGCCAGCUGGAGGAGCACAGCUUCCUGUCCCAGCCGGUGUACGAGGAGGACCCGGCUCCCAUCACCACCCUGGACGCCGCCGACGGCAAGGACGUGGACUCCGAGUUUGAGGAGCUCAUCUUGGACGCCAGGGCGGUCGGCGGUGAGAUCAAGGAGGACGUUCUACUCAGCGUAAACCAAAGCCCCAAAAGAACCGUGGUCACUCUCGCCGCCAAACCUCUGGGCAGCAUUUCGCCCAUCUUGAACCGCAAACUGAACCUGGCCGGGCUUCAGUCCCCCCUGAAGCCGCAGCCGAAGGAGUCGCCCAAGCUCGCGCCUCCUAAAAGCGGCGAGCAGGCCGAGGGCCCCCAGCGACCCACCGUCCCUCCCCCGCCCCCGCCCGGCCGCCCCCCCGUGCCCCCGCGGCCGCAGAUCAAGCUGACCCCGGCGUCCUCGGAAACCCAGAGCCUGCUGGUGGAGGUGGGGGAGCCGGUCCCGGAGAAGCCCGAGAGGCCCCCGCCGUUCGCCGGCAACGGGGACAAGCCCGCCGUCGAGAAGCCGGCCGUCAAACCGCCGGACCCCGUCGUCGAGGAGCCGCCGCCGCCGCCCCUGCCCCUGCCGCCCCCGCCGGCGGCUCCCGCCAACCCCAGCAAGCAAGACUUGGCCAAAGACAAGGUGUCCGAGAGCUCCUGCAGCACGAGGGACAGCGUGGAGGAGCACCCCACCUGGGAGUCCUCGGAGGCCGUGUUCCGCAACAAGGCGGCCAGGUGGAGCAAGGCCUCCGCGGUCUUCGAGGUGGAGAGCAAUCACAAGUACCUUAACGUGGCGCUCUGGUGCAAGGACCCUUUCAAACUGGGCAGCCUCCUGUGCCUGGGGCACGUGAGCCUGAGCCUCGAGUGCGUCGCCCUGGAGUGCCUGUCCAGGUCCUCGAUGGAGUUCCAGAGCACCUUCAGGCUGUGCCCGCCGGAGCCCAGGGCCAGCGUCAGCCGCACGGCCCUGCGCAGCCUCAGCACGCACAAGGGCUUCAACGAGAAGCUGUGCUACGGCGACGUGACGCUCAACUUCACCUACCUGAGCGAGGGCGAGUCGGAGCACUCGAGCGGGCUGGUGGAGCGCGAGGGGGAGGGCGGCCGGGAGGAGGACGAGCAGCAGCAGACCCUCCACCCCGGCGAGGACCUCAGCCACAGCCCCAUGCAGAUCGUGGAGGUCAAGCACAACUUCCAGGACACCCAGUUCCAGAACCCCACCUGGUGCGAGUACUGCAAGAAGAAGGUGUGGACCAAGGCGGCCUCGCAGUGCAUGAUCUGCGCCUACGUGUGCCACAAGAAGUGCCAGGAGAAGUGUCUGAACGAGCACCCGUUCUGCAUGGGCGCGGACCGGCGGGGCGGCGACCCGGAGGCCAAGUCCACCAUCAACCGGGCGACCACGGGCAUCACCCGCCACAUCAUCAACACCAGCUCCCGCCUGCUCAACCUGCGGCAGGUGCCCAAGGCCCGGCUGGCCGAGCAGGCGGCCGACGCCGCGGUGGAGCCCUCCCCCAAGCACACGCCCAACACCUCGGACAACGAGAGCAGCGACACCGAGACCUACGCCGGGGCCAGCCCGUCCAAGCGGCCGCUCGGCGGCGGCGGCGGGGGCGGGGGCGGAGGCGGCGCCGCCAAGCUGGCGCGCAAGGAAGGCGGCCUGGACGACAGCGUCUUCAUCGCCGUCAAGGAGAUCGGCCGCGACCUCUACCGGGGCCUGCCCACGGACGAGCGCUCGCAGAAGCUGGAGCUGAUGCUGGACAAGCUCCAGCAGGAGAUCGACCAGGAGCUGGAGCACAACAACGCCCUGCUGCACGAGGAGCGCGAGGCGGCCGACGCCCGCAAGAAGGGCCUGGUCUCCACCGCCCUCACCAAGUCCGGGGAGCGGCUCCAGGCCCUCACCCUGCUCAUGAUCCACUACCGGGCGGGCAUCGAGGACCUGGAGUCCGUCGAGAGCACCUCGCCGUCCGAGCAGCACUGCUUCAAGGCCAAGGGGGCCCCCGAGGACGCCCUCCUGGGGGCGGACGCGUUCGACAGUGACAUAGGCAGUCCCGUGGAGGUCCAGCUGUUGGAUGACAUUACGGAGGAACAGAUCUGCGUGGAAGCACUCCCUUAAAGCAUUGAGGACACGGGGCUUGUAACCAACAGCAAAUUAUUUUAAACUUGUCCCCACCCCCCCCCCCCCCUUGUCUGGGAGGGUGGAGGUUGCACAUUCAUGGCGAACCCAUUUAGAGUCACAUCCCAGCUGAAUUAUAGGCAUUCUUCCUUGUAAGCUCAUCGUUUUCUUUUUAACAUUUUUCUGAUAAAACGGAAGGGGAACAGCUGAUCCGUACUAUAUAUUCAUAAAGCGUCUUUGAGUCGGAGUGCUGACCUAAGAUCAGUUCUACUCAUUCUAGCUUGUUUUGCUAAAUCUCCCUGAUAAUCAUCAAAGUUAGGCCAUGGACAGGUGAAACCUGAUCCUAGAUUACCACUCCAAGACACUUAAUGGAUAUGGGCCUUGGUUUUAAUGAGGAUUCUGUGCACUGGAGGAUUUUGUGCCAUCUGGCAACUUGACGAGUAGCCUAUAGUUGCCUGUACAGCUGUACAGACCCUUCCUUUUCACUCAUAAUGGAUACCCCUAUUCACCAGCCAUAGACCCUACUGGUGGAUAUGGAACCUCAAUCUCAUAUCAUAUCUCUUGAGUUUUUUUUUUUUUUUUAAUUCUCCUCAUUGUGGUAUUCAACGUAUAGGCAGCACUUUAAAGAUCAUAAUCUCAUAUUCAUCCACAGAAUCCAAAUUAUCGCAAUUUUAACUCCUGUGUUGUACAUCGUCUUUCUGGAAGGGUACCGAUAUUGGGAAAUAUAAUAACCUACAAAUUAAUAUAUGUUGCUUUGUUGUUGUGACAAGCCUCCUGCUCUCAAACUCUAUACCGUAAAUCCUACUGGAAAAGAAGAAAGGAAGGGGAAAAAAAAUGUCCAAUACUCUGUGUAGUUUCUUUCUGGUGUUGUAUUUUUAAUCCAUGCUGUCACCUGUAUUUGUGGGCACAUUUUAAUUGUAUGCUUUGUUCGCAUUUCGUCUGGUUUUUAAAGAAAAAAAAACUCUGCUGUUCUUCAUCGUAUUUGUUUUUUUUGUUGUUGUUUCUUUGUUCUGUUUUUUUUUAAUUUUUUUUUUUAAGAAAUUGUUUCUGUGUUUAACUGCAAACUGAGAGACAACUGCAUGUUUAAAUUGUACGGGCAAAAGAGAAAAGAAAACUGUCAGGGGACCAGGGUUGGAGAGACUAACUUUUUAAAAUUCUAAUUUGUGUGAAUUAUUUAUCACUCAGGCAGGAUCAACAUACAGUAUGUGACUGUCUAGCUAUUAUUUACUGUAGCCUGCAUACUCUGUGCAUAUGGUGAUGCUCUUGCUUAAAGUGUCGCUCUACUAGAAGCCUUUUUUGGGAUGGAGAUGGGAGUGGGGGAUGAAGUCUGUUGAACAAAUUGUUAUAAUAAUAGGAAUUUCAAAUCGAAGAAAGAAAAGAAGCCCUAGCUAAAAACAAAUAGGUCAUUUUCCCCUCCAUCCCAGUCAACAAAGUUAUGCCUGCAUAAUGUACGUGAGUUAUGGUGGAAUCAUCAGACUGUUGCCAAGGAAACGUUGUCUUGACGCCCUGUACAAGCCCCCAAAUGAAAGGCCAAUUAAGAAAUCACAUAUGGAAGAGGCAUGCUUUGGUAAUGCUAUGUACAUUUAUGUAUAUCAGGUGGGGGGACAGACACACGUCAAAUGGCCUAAUGCUUUUGUUGGGAUACAGUGUGUAUCGUUGAAUACAUUUUAUUAUUUGCUGGGGUCAAGGGGGGUGGAGGGUGGGGGGGGGGGCGAAGGAGAAAUCUGUGUUCUGAGUGUGUGCAGACUUGUUUGAUUGUGUACGCUUUGCCUUUGAAAGUCAUUUUUCAUACGAAUGAAUGUAUGCCACUGAAUAUACACACAGCACAAAAUGGCCGCCACGCAAAAAUCGCCUGCGAGACCCGGGCCGCAGCGGUUGCAGUGUCGGAAGAACCCGCCGAUGUCCCCGUUGUGUGAGAUCGUAGCCACCCCCGAAAUAAAAUCUGUACACGUCUGGUCCCCAUGGUUGUUAACAGCAGCCAGGCUCAAAGAAGAAACAUUCACUGACAAGGGAGAAAAGAAAGGAGAAGUUUGGUAAAUUAUAUUCACUUUUGAGGCCAAAGUCUCUUUUCCAGCAACUAGAGUGGAAUUACUUUGAGUUACAACAGGCCUUCAUUUAAAAAUGAAUGCGGGGGGGGGGGGGGGGGGGCUCUGAAGGUGUGGCAGGAUUUCAGAAGUCCCAGAAAGGAGGGAGAUCGUAACCAAAUUGGGACAGCGGGGUACUGGACUGGAUUGGGCAGAAUGGAGGACGCUGUGCCGAGAAGGCGGAGCCACAUUUUGUGCAAUAGGCGCUCUGACGCUCUGUGGAUAACUUGGCUGCUACUUUACUAUCUACGAUUGUUGUAUAUUCAGAUUUUUUUGUGCAAUAUUUUUGUAGGAAACAAAGACAAAAAAGGUGAUUCCCCGGGAACGGAUCGAAGUGGCCUAGCGAUCUCUACUACCCCCCCUCGUGUCCGUGUCUUUCUCGCUAUCUCAAACAAAAGAAAAAAAGAAGGAAAAAGAAGAAAAAACUCCCCCCACUGCAGUUUCCCGCGUUAGCGAUGUUCGCUCAGGGCUUGAACGGACGGUUAGCUAGCUAGCCUUCCGCCGCCGUGACUCGUGCACGUUAAGCCCAGGGUUAAUCGCUCCAGCCUUGCUCUCCUCAUUGGUCGUAACGGUGCAGUACACAAACAUUGUCCGCCAUUGCUGUUUGCAGUUUGAGCAUUUUUCACAAAAAGAGAGAGAGAGAGAGAGAUGUUAACACAGAUGUAACAUGGAUCAUGUAUUCGAGCGCUAUUGUACAUAGCCUAAAUAAACAAUCUCACCUGAA